Messenger RNA from Pygocentrus nattereri (red-bellied piranha), 3555 nucleotides. Its product is annotated as H-2 class I histocompatibility antigen, K-D alpha chain-like. Bases 1 to 1275 code for a protein of 424 amino acids. NCBI's taxonomy places the organism in Eukaryota, Metazoa, Chordata, Actinopteri, Characiformes, Serrasalmidae. The transcript has 6 exons. Gene Ontology annotation, biological process: immune response. The record is from RefSeq and is a predicted model, not a curated record. Gene Ontology annotation, cellular component: external side of plasma membrane.
AUGUCUAGUAGAUUUUUGUUUGAAGAUCCUUCCCCAGAGGAGGCAGAGCUUGGAGAUCCGAGCGAGGGUCCAUCCAUCACUCUGGCUGAGAAGGGUGUUUGUGAGGGAUACGAGAAGUACGGAUAUAACGGAGAGGACUUUAUAUCACUGGAUGUAAAGCAGAUGAGAUACGUCCCUCACACGGCAGACGCAGCCCCCAUCGCAGACAUCUGGAACAAACGGAGAGAUCGGAUUGACUUUGUAAAGCACUACUUCACCAAAGAACUACCUGAUUAUCUGAGGAUGGCUGCGCCCUAUCUGAAGACAACGGUUUUCCCUGACGUCUAUCUGCUGCAGAAGAACUCCUCCUCUCCGGUGGUGUGUCUUGCUACAGGGGUCAACUCCAGUGCAGUGACGAUGACCUGGCGAAAAAAUGGACAGGACCUCCAUGAAGACGUGGAUGAAGGAGAGACUGUACCCAAUGGAGAUGGAACAUUCCAGAAGAGAAUUUCCCUCAAAGUGGAGACUGAAGAGUGGAAGGAGAACCAGUACCACUGUGUGGUCCAGCAUGAGAACUGGAAGACGAUGAUCAUCAAAAACAUAACCGAAGACGAGAUCAUGCAUAAUGUGCAGACGUUUCAGUGGAUAUCUCACUGUGUUUACGAUGAUCAGAAGGGUGUUUGUGAGGGAUACGAGAAGUACGGAUAUAACGGAGAGGACUUUAUAUCACUGGAUGUAAACCAGGCGAGCUACAUCCCUCACACGGCAGACGCAGCCCCCAUCGCAGACAUCUGGAACAAACGGAGAGAUCGGAUUGGCUUAGUGAAGCACUACUUCACCAAAGAACUUCCUGAUUAUCUGAGGAGGGCUGCGCCCUAUCUGAAGACAACGGUUUUCCCUGACGUCUACCUGCUGCAGAAGAACUCCUCCUCUCCGGUGGUGUGUCUUGCUACAGGGGUCAACUCCAGUGCAGUGACGAUGACCUGGCGAAAAAAUGAACAGGACCUGCAUGAAGACGUGGAUGAAGGAGAGACUGUACCCAAUGGUGAUGGAACCUUCCAGAAGAGGAUUUCCCUCAAAGUGGAGACUGAAGAGUGGAAGGAGAACCAUUACCACUGUGUGGUCCAGCAUGAGAAGAUGAUGAUCAUCAAAAGCAUAACUGAGGAUGCAAUUAAACAUAACCUAAAACACAGAACACGCGUGACUGCCAUCAUCAGCACCAUCGUCUUUUUACUUCUUUUACUACUUUUAUCUUUUUUGAGGAGACUCCACAGAGGGUCUCCUAAAAGCUCUUGAACGUGAACAAAUUCUGUAGCCCAGAAGACAAAUGGAGCUGGAAGUCUGUGGAGAGAAUUUUAAGAUGGUGUUUCCGUUUGUUAUUAAUGUUUGCUGCUUACUUUAUUGUAGACAGUGAAGUGUUAGCUGUUUAGGUACCUUCACUACUGCACUACUCUAACUCCUGUAGACCUGCUAGGGGCUUUGCAUUGAGUCAAACUCAAAGGUUCUGUGAAAUGGUCUAAUGGGCCAAACAAUCCCCAGAGAACGCAAAUCUGGAGACAACCUUUAAAAAAAAAAAAAUUAGCGCUGAAUUGUUCUGAAUGCUACCACAAAUGAUACAGCGGCAACUGAUUUUCCUUCAAAAACCCGCCCCUAAGUUUCACCAAUUAAUGCAGUUUUCAUCUGGAGUACCAGUAAUUGCCAAAAACACAUUUUGCUGCUAGCAAGCAUUUGGUCUUCAGAAUAAAUGUUUUGGGAAAGCUUAGUUUUCUGAGGGUUUAUAUGAGGUUCGGAAUGGUUUCCUGCAUUCCAAACCUCAUAUGAACCUCAGUACCUCAUAUGGACCUCAAUACCUCAUAUGAACCUCAGUACCUCAGUUGAAGACAGUAUCUCAAAUAGUUGGAAGACUACCUCAGGAGAAGAGAUGUCUUGGCUUGUUUGCACGUUGUUUAGCUCAAAUGUAGCUGCCAACAUCACACUUACUCCAGCUGUAUCGUCACAACUGAGAAAGGCAGUGACCACAGAGCUUCUGGUAACCUGUCGGUCACUUUUUGUCGUUGAAAUGAUGUCUUCUGAAGCUAAAGUGGGUUCUAAUUCAGUAUAUCUAUCAUAAGGUAUUGGAUUGGUUUAGAAGUGUCAAAUUCAGUGUGCACUGUAAUACGUAAACACUCCCAUAAAUAAAUAACUAAAGAAAUAAUUGGGCAAAGCCUGAAUGGGACAUGUUAUAAUUUGUUGUUAAGGCAUUCAAAAGUUUAAGUCAGUAAAUUACCGAGAAAUAAACAGACAUAGUGAUUUCGUAUGUGAUAGCUUUUCACUUUGAUUUCUUUAAAUGCUGAAGUCUUGUGGGUAAACUUGCAGACUGCCUCUUACAGAAAGAAUAGUCAGUAUUUUUCACUCAGCAUUGGUGGCUUUAAACCGGUCAAAAACAUUGCUGAGUUAGCUUGUGUUUAAUGUGAGACCACGUACUCUGUAAGGUUUAAAUCUGAAUUCAAAGCAGGACAAAAGCAUGAGUAAAACGCCAUUAGUUCAUUGGGCUUGGCCCGUUAUAUAAUCCCACCCACAUUCGCUUGUUCACCCAAGAGAUGUCUCCAGCUAUGUGUUCAUGUUACAAGAUCUGUCUUGUCCCAGACUACCACUCACAACACCAAACCAACCUCAGUACUCAUUGAAACAGUGCCCUAGAGAUGCAGGAGUUUUUAUAUAUAUUUUAUAUAUAUUUUAUUAUUUUUAUUCUUUUUAUUCUUUUAUUUCAUUACUGUAUUCUUUCAUUACUUUCUCAACUGAGAAAGUCCAAAAUGUUUUCAUUUGUCUACAAAGUAUAUUCAUAGUGCUGUUUUUUCCCCCAAAUUUGAUGCACUUGAUUCAUUUGCUUGUCCUUAAUUAGGGUCGUUCCACUAUUGGUGACCACUGGUAUAGUGCUGAACCAUAGUGACCCAAGUCAAGGCAUGCAAUAACAUUAAUCGAAUCAGUAUUUAUUAACCCCCCCCCAAUUACAAUAGCUAGUCCGGCUGUUGGUAGUUACCAUACCUGUUACCAACCUGUCGAAUCCGGUCAAAACCUAACUCUGUUACCAAAAAAGUGAUAUGGUAGAGUGAGGAAUCACUUUUGAGCCUAUUCUUCUUUGUUAUUUUAUCACAUUUCAAAAGAAAACUCUACCUCUGUAUUGACUCAAACACUGCCUUAGCUGUAUGAGGGAGUCAUGUUUUCAUCCUUAAAAAUUGUGAAAAAAAUAAACACUAAAACUUAAACUAAAACACCACAAUAAUCAAAUACCAGAAAGACUAGAGUGCUUUAUGGUGGACACGUCCUUUCUUAGCACAGCAUGUUUCUAUAUGCUUCUCUUUGUAGGACUUUUUAAACUAUUAAGUUUGUAUGUACUUUUAUGUUUUUCUGUGUCUUCUUGAAUGUGAAUGAACUGAUUUCAGAUAUGAAGUGAUUUACAGUAGAUCACUUUUAUUAACUGAGUUCUCUGUUUUUGAAAUGUAUCAAUUUUUUGUUAUACUUGUGUUACUUCAAGUUCGAAAGUUUACAGAGACCCUGAGGGGCAGUCACUGAUAUAAUAAAAUACUAGUUUUUAAA